This is a messenger RNA of Glarea lozoyensis ATCC 20868, 1104 nucleotides long. RefSeq lists its product as uncharacterized. The record is from RefSeq and is a predicted model, not a curated record. The transcript has 4 exons. NCBI's taxonomy places the organism in Eukaryota, Fungi, Ascomycota, Leotiomycetes, Helotiales, Helotiaceae. The coding region runs from base 1 to 1104 and encodes 367 amino acids.
AUGGUUUCCAGUCUAAACGAUCCAACUCUAAAUGACCCCUUCUAUCAUAAUUCAGACAAACCAGUCUCGUACUACGAUGUUUCUCACUUCGCGCGACUCCCCCAAGUAAUCACCAUGAGCCCCCUAACGGCCAUCCUCGAAGCAGUCGAUAUCUCCCACCUAUCCGUUCCCGAAUGGCCCCAAUUCGACUUCCGCGGCUUCGUUUUCGAGCUCGGAUAUAAGCGGUUUGUCGAUGCAAUCGACCGCAAGAACAAGGGCGUUACCCGCCGCCAAAUGGAGGCGCUUUGGUUGGCGAUGCUGAAGAAGAAGUAUGCGACUUGGGAUCCGCGGCCGAGUGACGAGGCGCAGCAAAGGCAGGUUAAUUAUAACAUUUGUAUAGGCUACAAGUGGGAUAUGAUGUACAAUGCGUUCUUGAUGAGAUCGGGUCAUUACAAUGAACGAUGGGCAGAUUAUGUUGAAAGUAUUGGAGAUGACAAGGGUGGAAGUAGAGCACAGAGUGCUAAGAAAGCCGAUUGGAUUGAGCCGUAUUGGCAGAAGAAAAGUAGGGAUUUUCCAGGCAUGGACAUUCGUUCAGUGGACGACAAUGUAUACACUGCCGUACCACCAACAGAAGAGAUAGUGGCCAGCACAUCGAGUCCAUCGGCAGAAAAGCUCAACAACGUCGCGCCCACAGCAGCACAAAUGGCGGCCAAGAAAGACAAACUCCGCGCUUUCAUUGAUGCUGGUGGCAUUCAAGAUGGUCUGCAUGGAUUAAAUGAUUUCUUUGCAGCCGGUGGUUUUGGUAGAGCUGCUGAGGAAGAGCCCAAGCAAGCUUCACAGGGUCUUGGUGUUAUCAUGACGGAGUUGGACAAGGAUGUCGCUGGAUUGGAUAUCACGGAGAAGAAGAGAAAGAGAAAGAAUCGGGGAAAGAAGAAGAGAGAGGCUGUAGAGAAAAAGAGGAAGCUGGCAGAAGAGGAGAAGGCGAAAGAAGCAGAGAAGAAGAAGAAGGGGAAGGGAGUAGCUGUAGAUGAUGAUGGUGAUGAGGAGUUCAGUGAGCCGUGGGUUCCCUGGUCGUAUAAGGAGGUUGACCCGGCGCUUCUUGAUGAUGGUGCUAUAGAUGAGUAA